GCGCGUCGCGUGCGUGGGGCAGAGCCGAGCAGCAGCCUCCUUAUGUAAUGCCUCGUAUACCACCCCGCCACUCUCAUCAGCUGGAGGGAAUGUGACGAAUGCAGACAUUACUGAUGAAAAACACUGCAGGAGGAGAUGGCUUUAGGAUGAGGAGAUGUGGACAGGUGGAGUGGUUGUAAUGAAGCGGAGGAACUGUGCGUAAAGGCGCGCGCCGGGCAUCGGUGGCCUUCCUUCCCCCGAGGUGCGCAGACGGCUGGUUGGCGCAGAAGAAGCUCUGCAGCCUCGUUAAAGACGGUCUCCUCCAUCGGUGGGCAGAAACCCAUGCGGAGGUGUUUCAGAGAGAGCACGGACGCACCUUUCCUCUGCACGGCCUCGAUCCAGCAGCCUCCUAACCGGAACCCCAUCGGCGAUGGCGGGGCCAGAGCAGCAGCAGCAGCAGGUGGAGGAGAAGGCAGAGGCCAUGGAUGAUGCUGAGAUGGCCCUGCAGGGCAUCAACAUGCUGCUCAACAACGGCUUCAAAGAAAGCGACGAGCUCUUCAGGAGAUACAGGACGCACAGCCCACUGAUGAGCUUUGGAGCCAGCUUUGUCAGCUUCCUGAAUGCCAUGAUGACGUUUGAGGAAGAGAAGAUGCAGAUGGCCUGUGACGACCUGAAGACAACCGAAAAGCUGUGUGAGAGCGACAGCGCCGGAGUCCUAGAGACAAUCAGAAACAAGAUUAAGAAGAGUAUGUACUCCCAAAGGUCAGGCAUUCUUGUCGUGGAUCGCCUGCAGAGACAAAUUAUUGUUGCUGACUGCCAAGUGUACCUCGCGGUCCUGUCAUUCGUCAAACAGGAGCUCUCAGCCUAUAUUAAAGGAGGCUGGAUUCUCCGCAAGGCUUGGAAGAUGUACAAUAAAUGCCACAGUGACAUCAGUCAGCUGCAGGAGACAUGCCAACAGAGGUCCUCUGGUAACCAGGAGUCUCUCACAGCCGACAACGCCAACCACAACGCGCCAUUGGAGAAUGAAGUAACAGCUGAGGCCUUGGACCGUCUCAAGGGCUCCGUCAGUUUUGGUUAUGGCCUCUUCCAUCUGUGCAUCUCUAUGGUGCCCCCACAUCUACUCAAGAUUAUCAACCUGCUCGGUUUCCCUGGUGACCGUCUCCAGGGGCUGUCCUCUCUCAUGUAUGCAAGUGAGAGCAAAGACAUGAAGGCGCCACUGGCAACGUUGGCCCUCUUGUGGUACCACACCGUGGUGCUGCCGUUCUUUGCACUGGAUGGGUCUGACACACAUGAGGGGCUGCUGGAAGCCAAAGCUAUUCUGCAGAGAAAGUCAGUGGUUUAUCCCAACUCAUCCCUCUUCAUGUUCUUCAAGGGAAGAGUUCAGAGGCUGGAGUGCCACAUCAACAGUGCUUUGGCCUGUUUCCAUGAUGCAUUAGAACUUGCAUCAGACCAAAGAGAGAUCCAACAUGUUUGUCUCUAUGAGAUCGGUUGGUGCAGCAUGAUAGAGUUGAAUUUUGAAGACGGAUUCAGAGCAUUUGAACGACUGAAGAAUGAGUCGAGGUGGUCACAGUGCUACUACGCCUACUUGACUGGCGUGUGUCAGGGGGCUUCUGGGGACCUGGAUGGAGCAAAUGGAGUUUUCAAGGACGUACAGAGGCUAUUCAAGAGGAAAAACAACCAGAUCGAGCAGUUUGCUGUCAAAAGGGCUGACAGACUGAGAAAAAUCUCCCCCACCAGAGAGCUUUGCAUCCUUGGUAUCAUCGAAGUGCUUUAUCUGUGGAAAGCCCUUCCUAACUGCUCAUCAACAAAGCUUCAAAUAAUGAACCAGGUGUUGCAGAGUCUGGACGAGGUUUCAUGCAGAGGCCUGAAACAUCUCCUCCUUGGUUCCAUUCACAAAUGCCAUGGGAACAUGAGGGAUGCUGUGCAGUCAUUCCAGUUGGCUGCUCGAGAUGAGUACGGACGACAGGUCAACUCGUAUGUUCCCCCUUAUGCCGUCUAUGAGCUGGGAUGUAUACUUCUUGCAAAACCAGAGACAAAGGGAAAAGGAAGAUCCUUCUUACUUCAAGCUAAGGAGGAUUUUACAGGCUAUGAUUUUGAAAACCGGCUUCACGUUCGCAUCCAUGCUGCCCUGGCUUCUCUGAAGGAGGUGGUGCCUCAGUGAGUCCAGAGAGGGUCCCUGUGACGGCUGCAGAGUUGAAGCCGGUCACAGUCAUUGUUCCCCUGGCAAACAUGCUCCUGUGGUUUUCAUUACUUUAAGAACAUAGUGUACAUACUGUUUGUUGUUGCUUUAACCAGCCCAACAGUUAAAUAAAGUGCCAUCUCUGUGCAGUUUGUGCAGCAAUAGUUACUGGCACUAUUUAAGCCCAAAGGUAGAUGUAGACCGAGCAGGAAGUUGACAUUACUAAAUUCAUGACAUGGUGCUGAAGAAACUUGCUAGGCUGCUGCAUUUCUAUCUAGGUUUUAUGGCUUCAAACCUGAUAAACAAGCAGAAAGCAACAUUACAAGAAAUAAAGACAUUUUUGCUCUGAUACACAUAAAAGGGGUUUUAAAAGUUGAAAUAGAACCUAAACAUGAGAGGAGAAUCCUGGCAGGUGAAUAUUUACUUAUUCACUCUGGUAGACCACAGUCAUAUGAAAACCACAAGCAGGACAAACAUGAACAAACACACUCAACAACUGAACUAAACAACAGAAACUUUCUCUUUUUCUGUUUAUAAAAUUAAGAAAAUUGAGCAAAAAAAAUACAACUAGAAUGAAUUCACUAAUAAUCCUACUAAUAUAAACAUGUUGUAGCUUUAUGGUUCAAAUGUUUGAGUCAAUAGAUACACAAACAAAAAAAGGAAUUUCUUUUUAAUGAUUUGUGGAAAAAGUAACUUUAAUUCCUAUCUAGAAAUGCAGGAGGAUCACUGCUCAGGAUCAGUUUGAAAGUGACAGGCAGGAAGUAAACAGACAGGAGGGGCCUGAAAUGUUUGCACUUUCAAACGUUAAAUAGAGCAUAAGUCAGGGGUCUGCAACAUUAAACAAUUAAACAACCUUUCAGGUCGAUUUCUCACCAACCAAAACCCAACAGGAGUCUUUACUCACCCUUUAGAUAAAUAAGAUUCUGAUUUGUUUUUAUGUUUUUGCUCCUGACAUGAUACAUUUAAAUAAACUAUUGUGUUUUUGGGAUAAAUAAAACAUAAACAUAAAAACAAUGUGGCUUUUUCAAAAAAUAUGAAAUAGUU
Messenger RNA from Oryzias melastigma (Indian medaka), 3202 nucleotides. It is a transcript of the gene ttc39c, whose product is annotated as tetratricopeptide repeat domain 39C. Gene Ontology annotation, molecular function: protein binding. The transcript has 14 exons. NCBI's taxonomy places the organism in Eukaryota, Metazoa, Chordata, Actinopteri, Beloniformes, Adrianichthyidae. The coding region runs from base 410 to 2140 and encodes 576 amino acids. The record is from RefSeq and is a predicted model, not a curated record. Gene Ontology annotation, biological process: otolith morphogenesis; cilium assembly.